Messenger RNA from Paecilomyces variotii, 2273 nucleotides. Its product is annotated as ferric reductase NAD binding domain-containing protein. Gene Ontology annotation, molecular function: ferric-chelate reductase activity. The record is from RefSeq and is a predicted model, not a curated record. The coding region runs from base 85 to 1872 and encodes 595 amino acids. The transcript has 4 exons. Gene Ontology annotation, biological process: iron ion transport; intracellular iron ion homeostasis; copper ion import. Gene Ontology annotation, cellular component: plasma membrane. Lineage: Eukaryota; Fungi; Ascomycota; Eurotiomycetes; Eurotiales; Thermoascaceae.
UUGUUCUUUCUCGAGAAACGGCAACUCUCCAAACCGUUCUUACAUUUCUCCGCUUUCUUUGAUAACAUUUUUGAACGGAGCAACAUGGGUGUGCUAUCACUUGGGCUCAUAUUAUUGUCCACGGCCGCAGUCGUUAUGGCGGAAGGGGAAGAAGGAGGAGCGCCACCCUUCAAUAUCCAUGUGGCUCUUGCGGGAGUUUAUAUUGCAGUGAUCGCUGGAGCAGUAGCAAUUACCUUGGCCUGGCAAGCUGCAGCUCGGAUGUCCGCAUAUCUUCGAAAGAUUUCGUGUCUGAACAAUCCCACCCAGCGCUAUUUCGUUUCCGCCAGUACAUUCCUUGGACCUCUGAAGGAGCAUUUAAUCUAUGCGCCGCUGUUUGGAACGAGACAUAAUCGAGAACUUCAGCUCAGCAAGAGCCUGACGCUUGGAACGGUCCCCAGUCGUCUGCAGACACUCAUUCUCUUCGGCGUCGUGGGAUUCAAUUUCCUGUUCGUUCUUGUGGAUCUUGACUUUUCGUCAAAGGAGCUAUGGGACGAUUUUAGGAGUCGGACGGGCGCCAUGGCAGUGGCCAAUCUUAUUCCCUUGGUCAUUUUCGCUGGUCGCAAUAAUCCUUUGAUUGCCAUACUUCAUGUCUCGUUCGAUACUUUUAACUUCCUUCAUCGGUGGAUUGCACGAUGCAUCGUGCUGGAGGCAAUUGCACAUGCCCUUGUCACUAUCGUUCCAGUAGGCCAGAAAGGUGGAACCCUAGCCAUCGGACAGCUCUUUCAAACCGACGCUUUCUGUCUGGUUGGGCUCGUGGCUGUCUGCGGUUUCAUGGGUCUGAACGUCCAUUCUUUCUCUCCUCUACGACAUGCCUUUUACGAGACGUUUCUUCAUACACACAUUGCCCUCGUACUCGUCACCUUCGGGUUUCUCUGGACGCAUCUCAACGAGUACACCGAACAGCGAUAUUUCCUACUACCUGCGAUCAUCGCCUGGGCCGCCGAGCGAACUGUACGCCUUAUUACCCUUUUCCGUCGCAAUAUCGGCAAUGGAGGAACCACAGUCGCUGUGGAAGCUCUCGCUGGAAACGCAAUGAGAGUCACCCUGUUCAUGGCCCGUCCAUGGACGUUCAAGCCCGGUCAACAUGUCUAUCUGUACCUACCUUCAGUCGGAUUCUGGACCUCUCACCCAUUCAGCGUUGCGUGGAGCGAGACACGGAGUAUGUCACUCGAUAAAGAGUCCAUGCUCACGUCCUUUGAUGAGCCCUCCAAAACCAUGUCUUUAGUUAUUAAGCGCCAAGGUGGGUUCACCGAUAAGCUAUAUAAGCGUGCAGCAGAAAGCGUUGGACGGCCAAUAUACCUCACUGGUUUCGUCGAGGGCCCUUAUGGAGGCAUCCAUGAGGCCAGUUCCUAUGGGACCGUCUUGUUAUUCGCCGGUGGAGUUGGUAUCACGCAUCCCUUCUCGUUUGUACGUGAGCUGGUGUCUGGUUAUGCCAAUGGCACUGCCGCUGCUCGAAAAGUCACGUUGGCAUGGGCGAUCCAGAGCCCUGACCAAGUCAGCUGGGUUUAUCCUUGGCUGAUGGAUCUCCUUGAGAUGGAACGAUGCGAGGAAGUGCUUCGAGUUAAGCUCUUCAUAACCCGUCCCGGCAACACAGAGGACAUGCACCGACUAGUUUCCGAAACCUCACACCCUUCCAGUCGCAUUGUCCUGCAGACAUUGAUCGGGCGUCCUGACCCUGAGAAACUCAUUGACGAAGAAAUCGAACAGCAGGUGGGUGCUAUGGGUGUCAUGGUGUGUGGAUCGGGUAGUCUGAGUGACGGCAUCCGACGAGCUUGUCGUAAAAGGCAGACUCGGACGCAUAUUGACUUUAUCGAGGAGAGCUUCUCGUGGUAAACUAUCCUACUUAGUCAUGGAGAGACUCAAUGACGCUCUUUUCUUUCACCGUACCUUAUUACCGACGAUGCAGGUUAUCUGCGGAAAUAGGAUGCGUGGAUUCUUCCUUCCUUCCUUCCUUCGAUCAUGACCUUUUUAGGAUAUAUAUGUAUAUAUCCUCCCAAUAUCACUCGUUAAUGUUGUUCUCCCCGAACAUAAUGAUCAUCAUAGAAGAGAUGUUUACUUAUAAAAAUACCAGUACAUUACGAGGAAUAGAAUGGUCUUACGCGUACAUGACAUCUGAAACGUCGUACAGUAUAUCUGUGACAAUCUACAGACACCUCGAACCGUCCCAUCAUCGACUAACUUGACCAGAAAUAUAACUAACUUGACCAGAAAAUAUACUCCCCAAGAAAAAGCAG